Messenger RNA from Pseudophryne corroboree (corroboree frog), 1235 nucleotides. RefSeq names its product carbonyl reductase [NADPH] 1-like. The record is from RefSeq and is a predicted model, not a curated record. Lineage: Eukaryota; Metazoa; Chordata; Amphibia; Anura; Myobatrachidae. Gene Ontology annotation, molecular function: carbonyl reductase (NADPH) activity. The transcript has 3 exons. The coding region runs from base 80 to 913 and encodes 277 amino acids.
UAAAUACCAGGCUCCUGUGUAAUGUACUGGCUGUGUCAGAUCAUCUCCAGGUUUUGUGCAGUACACACUGACUGACAGCAUGGCUGGGGUACGGGUGGCAGUAGUCACAGGGGGCAAUAAAGGGGUCGGCCUGGCUGUAGUGAGAGCCUUGUGCAAGCAGUUCCAGGGAGACGUGUAUCUGACCGCCAGGAACCCCCAGCUGGGGGAGGAAGCUAUCAGGGCACUAAAGGAGAAGGAAGGUUUAUCCGCUCACUUCCACCAGCUGGACAUCAAUGACCUGAGCAGUAUCCGGGCUCUCCGCGACUUUCUGAAAGGAAAGUAUGGAGGUCUGGAUGUCCUCAUCAAUAAUGCUGGCAUUGCAUUUAAAGCUGCUGACACAACCCCUUUUGGCACACAAGCUGAAGUAACGCUGAAAACCAACUUCUUUGCCACAAGAGAUAUUUGCAAUGAGCUACUUCCACUCAUUAAACCAAAUGGGAGGGUGGUUAAUGUGUCCAGUAUGGUCAGCUAUAUGAGCCUCCCAAAGUGCAGCCCGGAACUACAGGAGAAAUUCCGCAGUGAGACCAUCACAGAGGAGGAGCUGGUGACGCUCAUGGAGAAGUUUGUAGAAGACGCCAAGAAGGGCAUCCACCAAGAACAAGGCUGGCCGAACACUGCUUAUGGGGUGUCCAAAAUUGGCGUAACGGUUCUAUCCAAAAUCCAAGCUCGUAGGCUAAAGGAGACCAGGAAAGGAGAGGGCAUUGUCCUCAAUGCCUGCUGCCCAGGGUGGGUGAGGACCGACAUGGCUGGUCCCAAAGCUACCAAGUCUCCUGAUGAAGGAGCCGUGACACCAGUAUAUCUGGCUCUCCUCCCACCUGGAACUGAUUCACCCAAUGGAGAGAUUGUCAGUGAAAAGAAGAUCGUAACUUGGUAGUAAAAAAAUCUAGACUGGCGCCCAAACCACCUGACGUUUAGCACAGCAGUUCUCAACAUCGACCCUCAAGUUUUCCCAGCAGGUCAUGUUUUCAGGAUGUCUGCCUGUGGGAGCAGGUGGGAUAAUUACUAACCCAACAAAAUAGAGUAACCCACCUGUGCAGGAUGAAAGACAUCCACAAAACAUGGCCUGUUGGAAGUACUUGAAGAACCUCUGAUUUUAGCGGAUGCAUUGAUAUAGUUUUGUGUUUGAUACCUCUUGCACAUUAUUCAUGUCUUUCAUAUGUUAUUGUUGUUAAGGAAUAAAAGUUGUGUUGAUUAAA